Molecule: messenger RNA, 2750 nt
Organism: Haplochromis burtoni (Burton's mouthbrooder)
Lineage: Eukaryota; Metazoa; Chordata; Actinopteri; Cichliformes; Cichlidae
Product: neural cell adhesion molecule L1
Biological process (GO): homophilic cell-cell adhesion; axon guidance; dendrite self-avoidance
Cellular component (GO): axon; plasma membrane
Molecular function (GO): cell-cell adhesion mediator activity
Source: RefSeq, a predicted model, not a curated record
UAUUUCAGCCUCCAGUGCUGACAGAGAUGCCAAAAUCACACACAGUGUUUUCUCUAGAAGACUUCAAUCUGGCCUGUGAGGCCACCGGGAACCCGACACCCACAUUCCGUUGGCUGAAAGAUGGCGAGUUGUUCGGAUCUGAGACCGAAGGAUCCGGAACGCUGAGAGGCGACAAUUCUUCCCUGGAUAUGUUAGAGGGUGAAUACCGCUGCUACGCCUCCAACAGUCUGGGCACCGCCAUGACACAAACCGUCAAAGUCAACGUAGAGCCUGAGCCAGUUCUCAUGAAACAACAAGUCGAGCGUGAGCAAGGACUCGUGGGACAGAGUAUGGUCCUGUCCUGCAACCCUCCAAAAAGCUCGCCUCCUCCCAACAUCCACUGGAUGAACAUAAAUUUGAUGCACAUUACUCGGAGUGAGAGAGUGACGAUCGGCCUGGACGGGAAGCUGUACUUCGCAAACCUCAUGAGGAGUGACAGCAGAGAGGACUACAUCUGCCACGCCCAGUACAGAGAGGCCAGGACUAUUCUACCUGCCACUGCUGUCUCCCUCUCUGUCAAGCCGAGCGAGCGCACACGAGAUGUUCUUCUUGGCAGGAAACCCGAACUCUUCCAUCCUGCUGGCAAUCUCUCCAGAGUUAUGGCCCUGAGGGGUCACAGUGUCACACUUGAAUGUUUGCCCAGUGGCUUGCCAACUCCUCAGGUGGAAUGGAAGAAGAAGGAUGCUGUCCUGGCAAACACAGCUGCUCAUGUUAUUAACUUUGACCGCUGGCUUUACUUCGACAGCAUCACCCUGGAUGAUGUUGGCGAGUACGAAUGCAAAGCCUCCAACACCCACGGCUCCACCACACACUUUUUCACAGUCACUGUGGAAGCGGCUCCUUACUGGGUGAAGGAGCCCCAGAACGGGAUGUACACUCUGGGUAAAACUGUGAGACUGGACUGUCAGGCGGACGGCAUCCCGAGGCCCAGCAUCACCUGGAGGAUCAACGGUCAGCUGUUCACAGAAGUGGAUGAAGAGCCUCGGCGCAGUGUAGCGGGCGGGUUGGUGAUACUGAGAGACGUGACUAUCGAAGACACAGCCGUGUAUCAAUGUGAAGCCACUAAUGUGCACGGCUCCAUCGUCAUCAAUGCCUUCCUUUAUGUCAUUGACCUCUCUUGUUUCCCUGACGGGGUCAUCUGUAAGGCUGUUGAUGGCGAUGACAUCACGCUUCCCUGUGAAUGUUCUGGCUUCCCACCACUUCACAUCAUAUGGAAGCGUCAGGACUUGCUGUCAGACCCUCGUGUGUCUUUGGAGCCCAGCGGGAAAAUCAAACUGUCCAGUGUCAGCCACAAUGACAGCGGACUGUACACCUGCUCUAUAGAAAACGUUAACAUCUCCAUCACUGUUGAGCUGCAAGUCUUCAAUCGAACGGUGAUCCUGACGGGUCCCCAGGACGUUCGCGCCCUCCGAGGUACCAGCGUCCUCCUGGACUGUUGUUUCGCUGUAGAUCCUCGGCUGAGCAGUUACCAGGUGGUCUGGAGGCAAGGCGACCGGAAACUAUCAGAGUCUAGUGUCGAUAAAAAGUACAUGAUCUUUGACAACGGUACGCUCAGAGUAACGGACGUCCAAUUACACGACACCGCUGAAUAUUCCUGUGAGGUCAUCACGGAUGUGGACAAGGUUACCGCCCAGGCCUCCAUCACCGUCAUCGACCCUGACAGAUUCUCCACAAAACACUGGCUGAUAACCACCUGCACCAUCGGGCUGUUGGUUCUGAUAGUCUUCAUCCUCACAUGGUGCAAGCACAGCAAAUACAGAGGUUUGAGGACCAGAGGAAACUCAGAGGGCACAAACAUGGAGGACGUCCACUACGAGAACUGUACUCCAGGUUCUACACGUGAAGACUCGACCUACCAGAGCCUCGAUCCAGCCGGCAGGGACCAGGACCAGACCUACUCUACACUCACACACCACACAUGAGACUCUCUGGAUUCACACCUCGGUUUGUUUUUGUACUUGAAGACUUCAGUCUUUUUACAGACCCUGGAAAUUCACAGCAACUACACCCAUAAAUGUGCAUAUUUUAAGCCUUAAUACAACUUAAUAGGUUAAGUUUUAAAAACAAACAACUCCCUGAAUGUUUGUUAUAAAGGAGGAAAUUGCAGAUAGAAAGACAAAAACGUCUUGGUCUCUGUCUGUCACCCUUGUAAAACGUGUUUAUUUCCGGUGUAAAGUUGGACAUCAAGUCUAUGGUUGACUCACUGGAGCCUCAAGUGAACAUUAGUGAACUGCAUUUUUUUUUAUCAUUUUAAUUUGCAACAAGACUAAUGAGAACAUGCCAGGUCAGCUCAUUUUUGCAUGCUUGUCACAUCCAUUUACUUCAGUGCUCACUCCACUGUGCUCCCAUGUAAUCAUCGGCUGUCUCUUAUGCUCUGCUUAGCUGUGGUUUUGAUCUACUCUGCAGGUUAUGUCCAAGUUACUGUCCUAACUUGCAGGUUUUAUCUCAGGUUUAUUGCUAGUGCACGUUUCUGUGUGUGAAAAGUGCAUUUAGUCCCAGAAGUUCACAGUCUGAUAUGAUUUUCAAUAAGAUUUUUGCUACUGUUUACUUUGCCCUGUCGUUGACACAGUAAUACUUAUGAUAUGCAAUUAAACAACUUCAGGCUUAGCUCGGUUUUCUUUAUGGAUGCCAUCAAGUGUUAUUGAACAUAUCUUAUUUUCUUUUGUAAUUAAUUGAUUUCUUCUAAUAAAUAGGCAGAACUUGUAACUGAA